Acanthosepion pharaonis is the source of this 942-nucleotide messenger RNA. The record is from the annotation of a GenBank genome assembly. Lineage: Eukaryota; Metazoa; Mollusca; Cephalopoda; Sepiida; Sepiidae.
AUGCUUUCUCAUGUUGGGCCAUGGCUGGAGGAAGAAGCAAAACAGCAAAAAUUUUAUGAUUCUGCCUUUACCCACCUGCUUCCUUUGUGUAUGAAUCAUCACUUCAGCACAAGGAUCCAUGCUCAGGCCACCAUCUGUAAAAUGUGGCGCCAGUGCAAGUCUUUGGGUUUGGACAAUAUCCUCAGCAAGUUUGCGCUCGUUGAAGGCUGCAUUCAAUUCAAUGAUGGAAGCAAUGCAACUAAGAAUACCUUAAAGUUAAUGGAAUCUUAUUUUAUGGCCACAUUUGAUCCUGUCAGAGAUUACAGUAUCGAAACGAUAUUUUUAACUUUACCUAAACUCACCUGUCUAACUGAUGAAGAAUGGUUACCUCCGGAAAUGUUUAGUGAUAUGGACCCUACCUGGUUGGAUGCAAAUGCACUCAAGCUUCUCUCUCUUUAUAAUGGAAGAGACUCUCUCAAUUCAAGCAAGUCUGGACCCUGGAGAGUCAAAAUUCAUAGUCUUUGUCGAACCAGUGAGAUAUUUGGAAUAAAAGAAUAUGUUAUUGGUAGCAUGAGACAUCUUGUGGACAAAAACUUCUCAUCUCUGAGUGUCACAGCAGAAAAAUGGAUUCCAAUUAGAGAGGUUCCAAGUGAAUACCUCCAAAACUUCUUGAUUGAAAAACAGCGUGAUGGUUAUGCUCUGGUAGGAGCUGAACAGACAGCCAACAGUCGAUGUUUGACAGACUAUGAGUUCCCAAUGAAAACUGUCCUUAUCUUAGGAAAUGAACGUGAAGGAAUCCCCGCCAGCUUGAUUUCCUUGUUGGAUGUGUGUGUGGAAAUCCCCCAACAAGGGGUAAUUCGUUCCUUGAAUGUCCAUGUCAGUGGUGCCCUGCUUAUGUGGGAAUAUACACGACAGAUGCAUAGUCACAGGACAAAGACGAGCAGCAACCAAAAAAGUUUGUGA